Messenger RNA from Leptomonas pyrrhocoris, 489 nucleotides. RefSeq lists its product as hypothetical. The transcript has a single exon. Bases 1 to 489 code for a protein of 162 amino acids. The record is from RefSeq and is a predicted model, not a curated record. Lineage: Eukaryota; Euglenozoa; Kinetoplastea; Trypanosomatida; Trypanosomatidae.
AUGCAACGGAUGUGGGGAGUUCUUUGUUUGCCUUCUGCUUUUCCUCACUCGUGCCUCCUCUCUUUUCGGUUUUCCGCUGCCGUUUGUCAUUUUUGUUUUGAUUCAUCCGUUGAUUUUCCUUCUUUCCAGCCGUCUCCUUCUAGCGGCAAAAGCUCCCCCCCCCCUUUAACCAGGAAGAGGCGCACUCGCAGCUUUCUUUCCUUUUCCACGAUCGUAUAUAUUGAUGUAUUUGCCUUCUUUAACAACAACAGCAGCAGCAGCAAAAAAAAAAAACAAGGUCUCUCAUGUCGCCGCUUCCAUUCGCAUUUAACUGCAGGUUUAAACGCGUUUCGGAUGCGCCGUUUCGUAUUUUUUCUUUUUAAAUUAUUAUUUUCUCGUUUGUCAUCUUUCGAUACCAAUACUCUGUCGUUUUUCCCUCGUACUUUUUCCCCCUUUUUUCUUCUAUACAACACCAAGGUAGCGCAAAGUCGCAAAUUGGUCGAAAUCUAA